UAGCAGAGGAGUUGUAAGGAUAGGAAGGAAGGAAGGAAGGAAGGAAGGAAGGAAGGAAAUCAAGUAAGGUGGUCGUUGAGAAGUUUUGACACCAACGAGCCUGGCUGGAGUUGCUGCCGGUGUUCCAGCUAUUCUUGAUCUAGCGGUUGCAUGCAUGGCACAUUGUACGUAGUGGCGGCGGGCGAGGCCGGGGUAUCCCUCUGCGCAGAGGAUUCGCAGUCAUUCGGCGCCGUCGAGAGUGUGACGGCGCCCUUUGCUCAGCAUGGACAUGACAUGUGUGGAAACUCGCCCUCGUUGGCGCCGAUGGGGGAGUCAGGUAUGUUGGUCGCUCCUGGAGGUGAAGAUUUUCUCAAGAAGGGUCUGCUGGCUCUCAUCGUAGCCGCAUUGGAUGAGGGAACUCUUACUCUUGGUGAGAUCCAAUCGGUUCUCUCUUCCCAACCGGGCCAGCAUCAGCAGCAGCGACACCAGCAGCUAGAUCAGCAGCAACAACAACAGAAUCCAGAUCAGCAGCAACACCACCACCAGCAGCAACAGCAUCAGCAGCAUCAGCAUCAGCAGCAGCAGCAGCAGCAGCAGCAGCAGCAGCAGCAGCAGCAACACCUGCAGCAGGAGCAACAGCAGCUAUUGCACCAGCAGCAGCAGCUGCAGCAGAUCUGGUCAAGCGAGAAAGGCCGAGGUGAAGAAUUGUCAUCUUCACUUUCGGGAAAAGAGAUUGGCGGGACCUCAAAAAAUGCUCAAGGAGAGUUCUCGAGAUUGCAAGAAGAGGCGAGUGAUACCAGGAAGGGCGUCUGCAGAAGCGAUGGAGACGUUGUCUAUGGGGGCGAUGGCGGGGAGGGGGGGCGGGGAGGAGGGGCAUCGUCAACUGGAUCGGAGCAUCGUCCUCUGGAGCCUGCGGAAUCCCGAUCUGGCGAUGGUCAGUCCUCUGCUUCCUGUCAGACUGACAAGCUCGUGGCUCUGUACCAACGGGUAAUCGAAGUGAAACGCAACGCCUUGCAGCGUACCUUGGAUGCUCGGAAAACGUACAUUAAUUGGGAUAUGAUUGGCUAUCGAGAUCAACCUCAAUCUAUGGAGGAGGAAGAAGAAGAGGAGGGGGAAGAGGAAGAGGAGGAAGAAGGAGAAGAAGAAGAAGAAAAGAAAGGGCAGGAACGGGAAGAAAAGGAAGGAUGUAGCAAUGCUGCUGUUGCUGGAGCUCUCUCUUUUGCUGCUGGGACUCUCUCUUCCACGACUCGUGUUCGCUCUUCUGAUAUAGACCUUGCCAGGCCUUCCUCUUCUGAUGCUGCUGCCAUUUCAGCCGAUCCUGUCAGAGAGCGUUUGCUUUCUGAUACGGCAGUCUUGGAUCGGUCAAAGGGUAAUGAUCUCGGAGGUCAGUCUGUGCGGUGUCCGCCUGCCGACUUAAGCUCUUUGCCUGCGGGGUUCCUUCGUCUAAUUAGUGAAAGGCAGGAGCGUCAUGGCAAUAGGUUGAAGGGGAGAUUGCAGUACGAGGACGAAGACGAUAGGUACGGUAAGAGGAGGAAGAAGACCUAUGAUCGUGCAGUUCCCGACGAGCGUUCGAUUCUGCAGAGAAGUGAGGCCGACUUUCUGCCCCCGUGUGAAGGCGGGGGAGCGUCCGCCGGGCUUCCUUGUUCGGUACCUGUGGGACCGAAACAUGAAUAUGCGCCCGAGCAGCAGCAGCAGCUAUCACCAGGCAAAAGUGUCGAGGCCUCAGUUGUAAUGGCGGGGGCUUACGAAGGCAGUGCUACCGGUCGCUGGAGGGAAGAACGGGAGUUAGUACCGGAGAGUUCCAUGCUUGGUCGCGACAAGGCUAGCGGGUACGAUGGUGCUGAAUGCAGCAGUGAGAGAGAGAGUUGGUUGACGUCAGCGGAAGCGCCGCCACGGGGCAGCAGUAGCAGCCAUGGCUUCGUCAGCGAGACGGCUGGAGGUUUAAAAGACGUAAUGGAGAACAUCACCGAACUUCAGGAGCAGUUCCAGACCCUCCUUGGUUCCGAGAACCAGGCGGAAGUGUUGACCAGGAUUUUCUCUGCAGCCGGGAUGAUCCACGCUACGAAAUCUAUAUGGGAUCGUGGUCCGAAGAUGCAGAGUCCAGAGUCGUCACCGGUGAAAGGGUGGGAUCCUAACUUCCUUGAGCCCCGCAGUGCAUGGACCGAUCCCUCAGGAGUGUUGGUAGGCAUUGAGCGGUGCGCAAAGAGGAAGCGGGAAUCGCUCUCUGCUGUAGAAGAACAGGUUUCGUAUGGGAGGGGAAAUGAUGCAGCCGACAAACGAAGGUACGCUCCACGCAAUCUACUAGGGUCGUUUGAAAGAAGGUGACUGUUGUGAAUUAUCGACUAUAGUCACCUCCUUUUUCUCCUCAUCCUUGUGUGACGUAAUUGCUCCUGUCGAAGAGCUGAGGGGUAUUCUGUCCCUGCCAUGCCCCAUUGGGACAUGGAAUGGCUCACUGUGUAAUUUUUUUAUUCUUGCCAUUAUUGUCGGAUGGCUGCUGAUCUCACAGGCAUCAUGUUUCGAGUAGCACAUGAUAGAUACCCUUUGCUGGAUCUAUGUCAGUCUGUGGGGCGUUACAGCCGUCUUUCACAGGCAUCAUGUUUUGAGUAGCACAUGAUAGAUACCCUUUGCUGGAUCUAUGUCAGUCUGUGGGCCGUCUUUGAAGAGGUCAUUCAUUCCUAUAUCUCGUCUGCUCAGAGCGUGGGGGAUAUGUGAUACAGAGGAAGUAAAGAGGGGGGCAGUGUUGGCAGGGAAUGAGGGGAAUUGUGGAGUGGAGAGAGAGAGAGAGAGAGAGGUAUGUACAGUUAGGCAUGUGCAUGAAGAACUGUUGCUGGUCUUGCUUGAUGAGGCCAGCUUGUGAGGUGAUAGUGGGAAUGUCAGGGCAUGUGGAUUUAGGAACAGUGAAGAAAUAAAGUUUGCACUGAGCC
Molecule: messenger RNA, 2903 nt
Organism: Chara braunii
Lineage: Eukaryota; Viridiplantae; Streptophyta; Charophyceae; Charales; Characeae
Source: the annotation of a GenBank genome assembly